Serpula lacrymans var. lacrymans S7.9 is the source of this 2662-nucleotide messenger RNA. RefSeq lists its product as uncharacterized. Bases 1 to 2385 code for a protein of 794 amino acids. The transcript has 4 exons. Gene Ontology annotation, biological process: L-tryptophan biosynthetic process. The record is from RefSeq and is a predicted model, not a curated record. Lineage: Eukaryota; Fungi; Basidiomycota; Agaricomycetes; Boletales; Serpulaceae.
AUGCCUAGUGCAUUGAGAAGCUGCUCCAAAAUUUGGUCUGGAAUAGACGAUGAGGAGUUACGCCGUAAAAUGGAAGACAAGGGGAAGAAGGUAUUUUUGCUCAUCGAUUCGUAUGACUCGUUCACUUACAAUCUUGCAUCUCUUUGCAGGAGAUCUAUUCCCAACUGUCGCAUCCACAUUAUAAAGAACGACCAGUUAUCUUUAUCAGAAAUCAUCCCAUACAUCGGAUACUUCUCAGGUAUUAUUGUGGGACCAGGGCCAGGCUCACCGCAAGUAGCAGAGGAUAUCGGCAUCGUAAAAGAUUUAUGGAGGAUCGGGGAUGAGCAUCUCAUCCCCAUUUUUGGUGUCUGCCUUGGCUUACAAAGUCUUGCCGUUGAACACGGUGCACAACUUAAGAGAUUGGCUAUUGUCAAACAUGGGCAGGUUUCUCGAAUAAAGCAUACCGGCGUUGACAUCUUCAAGGCAGUAACCAAGGUUCAUGCCGUUCGCUACCAUUCGCUGCACGUUGAGCUCGCAGCCGACGGAGAAAUAGAACAGUUAGCCUGGGCUGAGGAUGGUGAUGAAAAUGGUGAUGUCGUUAUGGCCAUUAAACACAAGACAAAGCCCUUUUGGGCUGUUCAGUAUCAUCCCGAAUCUGUUCUCACAGAAGGAGGAGGGAUCGAGGUCAUGCUCAACUUCUGGCGUCUCGCUAGGAACUGGGUUAACAGUCAUGGAAGACGUAUUCUUCCGUGGGACACCCAAGCUACCAGUCUUUUUGGUUUACCCUGGCCUAACUUACGUUCCCCUCCACGUUCUCCCCGUCAGACUGUUUCAACAGCGGUCACUACAACUGUCCUCAAUCUUCCACACCUCCACUUAACAGCGAUAUGCGAGCUCUUUGGUGCCUUAGACGAGUCUUCACCGUUUGUUCUCCUCGACUCGGCCUCUCAACCAGGCCGAUUUUCUAUCAUCGGUUGCCUUACUCCAAGUUCUCCUAGGAUCACAUAUUCUGUAGGAGAUUCGACUGUCCACUUAAAUGAGGCAGGCUCGUGUUCUUGUAUUGGGCUGGGAUCGCACGACAUAUGGUCGUGGCUUGCUUCCUUCAUGAAUAAAAGAAAGGUUUAUGGUGGAUCGCCGCAUAUUCCCUUCUGGGGUGGUCUAGUUGGCUACCUCAGCUACGAACUUGGCAUUGAAUCCCUCCAUGUUCCUCUCAAGCCAGCAUCCCACGAAGGACGUCAUCCAGACGUGAACUUCGUGUUUAUAGAGCGUAGUGUUGUCCUCGAUACUGCAACAAACAACAUAUAUGUACAGUCCCUUAUCCAGGACGAUGAUCUAUGGCUUGAGCAAGCUGUGGGUCUGCUGCAGAGCACCGCUCAGAAACACGUACUCUGCACAGAGAACGUGUUACCUUCCUCAACGAAGGGCCGACUACAGUCCUCAGUUGUCUCGCUACCUCACCAACAAACCUACAAAUCUCGAAUCGAUAUCGCCAAAGAGCAUCUCUUCGCUGGCGACUCUUACGAGCUCUGUCUCACUGCCCGCACCCGAGUCAAGCUCAGCUCCCCUGUAGCUUCAAAAACGUCUCCUCAUUCAAUAUCGUGGCAACGCUAUAAGCGUCUGCGUGAAGUCAAUCCCGCCCCUCAUGCUGCAUACCUCCGCUUACACCCCACAACCAUGUUGUCGUCUUCCCCUGAGCGUUUUCUUUCCUUCACUCGUGCACCUCAGCCUACAUACCAAUUACGACCCAUCAAGGGAACAAUCCGUAAAGGUCCGGGCAUCACUCGCGCCAUCGCCGAAGAGGCACUGGCAGGAAGCACUAAGGAAGUCGCCGAGAAUUUAAUGAUCGUUGAUCUCAUUCGACACGAUUUACACGGUGUCAUUGGAGAGGACGUGCAAGUCAAGCAGUUUUGUCAGGUGGAGGAGUACAAGACUGUUUGGCAGCUUGUCAGCGUCAUCGAAGGCAAACCCGCUGAAGAAAUGCAAGACUCUCAAGAGCACAGGGCUAACGGAGCUCUGGGCUGGGAGGUUUUGAGGCAAAGUCUUCCACCAGGUAGCAUGACGGGUGCUCCAAAGAAACGCAGCGUUGAAAUCUUACAGGCGCUAGAAGAUGACGAACGGGGCAUAUAUUCUGGAGUCUUCGGAUAUUGGUGCGUUGGGGGCGGUGGUGACUGGUCAGUCACCAUCCGCAGCUGUUUCAAAUAUGACGACCAUCAUACCUCUAACAUCCAUACGCUUGGCCAAGACCGCGACCGCGCUGAUUCGGAAUCUUCAGAUGAAGAGUGGGUCAUUGGAGCCGGGGGUGCCAUCACAGCUUUGUCGGAUGCUGACGCAGAAUGGGAGGAGAUGAUUGUGAAGCUUCAAAGUGUGCUUCGUGUUUUUGGUGCCGUCGCACCACGAGGGAAUUGAUGGCUGAAAUAAACCGCAUUAAUAUAUUUGGUCAUAAUUUAACGGUCGGUGAUAUUUAUUUCUGUAUCACAUAGUAGUUCCUCCUCCACUGUAUCAGUAUUGAAUUCAACUUCAAGCGGUAGUUUCUCGUUUGGUUUGUUCUUAGACGUCUAGUCUUACUAGCGAUGUCAAAUGCAUUCAAGUUGUCCACUAUCACAUUUACCACUUUGAGCACUAAUGAGGAUCUGCCGACUUGCCUGAUGAUAAAUUUGGACAAAAUAGCGUUGAAUCCUGCAAA